This is a messenger RNA of Drosophila bipectinata, 3146 nucleotides long. RefSeq names its product protein qua-1. Lineage: Eukaryota; Metazoa; Arthropoda; Insecta; Diptera; Drosophilidae. The record is from RefSeq and is a predicted model, not a curated record.
AUAUAGCCGGUUUUUCAUUCGUCUUGCAACCCUGACUGCCAAACUGCGAAAAUUUCGGGAAACAUUUUCAGACUCGAAGAAAAUUUGUGUUGAAAACUAGAGAAAUCUAUAAUAGUUCGGGGCAUUUUUCAAUCGGCGCAGCUAGGGUAAACUCAGGCUAAGCAGCAGAUACCUGAGAUCCCAAACGCAAUGGACUUUCGUCAAAUGAGUAGAGACGCUUACGGAGUCGGCCAGCGGCGUGGAAUGGGAACUUCCUCUGGCGGUGGCGGCUUGGGCCUUCAGUCUAGUUCGUUUGGAAGUUCUUCUGGAUUCGGUAAUUAUGGAGGAGGCGGCGGUGGUGGAUACGGAAACAACCGUAACCAGAGUCCGGACGGCGGAAACUUCAACCGCGGCGGCUUUAAUAACCAAGGCAGUGGCAACAACCGCGAUUUUAAUGGGCCUGGGCCUGCCUCCAACAACAAUUGGCGCUCUUUUGAUGACCGCGGUGGUUUUAAUUCGAAUAACCAACGCUUCGAGAACUCGAACAAUGCCGAUAUGCGCCGCGGAGACUUCGAGGACAACUACCGUCCGCAGGGACGACCAAUGGACCAGGACCAGCCGCAACGCAACUCCGGUAAUUUUAAUCAGGAUAAUUUUAAUCGCGGCAACCAGCAGUCGCAGUCAAGAUUUUUUGAUGAUGAGUUCAGGAAUCGGGGUUCUUUUGGACAAAACGAUGGUCCCUCCUUUGGAGGAGGCAAUUCUCGUUCCUUUGGCGGAAACGGUAAUUUAAACGACAAUCUGCGCGAGCAGUCAUCGCCCAACUACGGGGCUCAGCGUCCUGGUUUUAAUGACAAUUUUGGACGCAACGAAGGUGGCGGUAAUUUCGCCCAGAACUUUGGGUCCUCUCGAUCCAACAUGCAGGACGACAAUCGCGAUUUUGACAACUUUAACAACCGUGGAUCGGGGGGAUUCAAUAAUAACUCUGGGGUAUCUGGAGGCUACAACAACUCUGGAGGAUCUGGAGGCUUCAAUAAUUCAAGUGGUUCCGGAGGCUUCAAUAAUUCUGGAGCAUCAGGAGGUUACAACAAUUCUGGAGGAUCGGGAGGAGGUUACAACAAUGCUGGAAGGUCUGGAGGUUACAACAAUUCCGGAGGACCAGGAGGCUUCAACAACUCAGCCGGCUUUAACAACACAGGAGGAUCAGGCUUUAGCAACAACAUUAGCCGCAGCUUCCAGGAAGCCAACUCUCGCAACUGGAACAACUCACAGUCCAGCUCAUUCCAGAGUUCCGGGUAUCAAUCCGGCAGCGGAGGUGGUGGAGGUGGCGCUCUCUCUGGAUGGGAAGCCAGCCAGCGUGCUUUUAACUCGAAGCGCAACCAGCUUCAAAAGGUUAACCUUAACAACGGAGGAGCUGUUCGCAAGCCAGUACAACAGCCAGUUGCGAAGGUCGUGCAGAAUAUUCGUAACAAUCCGAAGACUGCAGCCGUAGUCCGCAACAGCAUUUCCAACAAUGGAAACAAACCAUUGGCGAAGCCUGUGGGCGUUCAGAACAAGGCUCCGAUCGGGCCACCAAACAAGUUGAAGCCGACCAAGGCGGUUCCCAAUGCCAGCAGCGCCAGUACCGUAGCAAAGAAAAUACCCGUUUCUGGACAGCAAACUGGAAAACCCGGACCCGCAGGAAAAGUUGAAAAUAGCGCUUCUAAGACCGGACCAGUCGCAGGUAGAGCUGGAAACGUUGCUAGAACUGGAAACGCUGGAAAGAGUGGACCUCAGGUCGUUAGAGGUAGCCAAGGACCGGCAAGGACUGCAGCUGCAGCUCAAGGUGCAAAAUCUGGCCAGAUUUCGAAAAAUAUUCCAUAUACUAAUAUUCUAGAUCCGGAAAUCGGACAAAAGCGCGUAGCUCCACCACCACCACAGUCAAACGAGCCUGUAUCUAAGGCCGAGAAGAAGUGGCGUCGUGUGGCCCGUAAGCGCGGCUUCCUCAUGGGCGGCUUUAAGAUUGCCUAUCUGAACGAUCAGCCGAGGAAGAUACCCCAGCCGGAGGCCGACUCAUACGCAGUGGCCUUCUUUGAGCAGCAAUUCAAUUACAGUACAAACCAGGACGCCGAUGACGAGGACUAUUCGUCGGCUGCCGUUGUGCUGAACGAGGAUUCGGAUGAUGAAGGCGCGGACGAUGGAAAAUCAUCCCGUAAGGUCAGCAAGCGUACCCGGAAACGUAUACGAAGCGAGUGGGAACCGCUAUACGAGUCGAAGAAGUACAACGAUUGGGCCAACUGGUGGAAGGACUACAAGAACGUCGGCAAUGAGAUUAACAAGCAGCUCAAGGACUGCGGUGACCUCAACUUGGAGCACUGCUUCCUACCCAAUUUACCAAAGCUCACCACCGAGCAGGUCGUAUUCGCUAUUAUCAAGUCGGCCCACUACGGACUGGGCAAGAACGCCGAUGUGCCGUUCGACACUAUGAAAACUAUCUUCACCCUGAUGAAUCGGACUUUCUUGGAGAAUCUCACCGAGGUGAACAUGCAGGAAAUCCAGGAUAUUAUUCGCGGAAUACCGAACGAGCUCUGGGUAUACAAGAUGAAGAGUAUGGUCUACUUGUGGCUGAAGUAUAAGGAAAUCGCCAACUCCACUUCCAAGACCGAAGACGCCGUCCGCGAUCAGCAGGCUACGGCUCGAGAGUGGAAGAGCCCAUGCUUCCACUGGCUGGCCAAGCAGGCCUUUGAUGAACUAUUUGCAAUUAGCGCUACCGAGUGGGAGAAACACGCCGAAAUAUUUCCGGCUGCAGACGAAGAGUAACUGAUAUUUGGAAACGAACAUGCAUCUCCAUUUACUCAAAGUUCGACCGUAUUGCAGAACACACAUCCGAUGCAUUGUAGAUCGUCUUCAGGAUUAUUAUAUGGAACAUAAUGUUACGCAACUAGAUUAAAGACCUUUAUAUCCAUUAACUGAAAAAAUACAGAUGUCUACAACAAGUAGUAUAUUUAAAUAAAGACGCGCGAAGAAUACAGAUCAGCAGAAAAAUAAUUAUGCUCCAAUAAUACGAAUAGUGUUUUAAAAUUUACGAAACAAAAAGAUCAAUUUUUGGAUGAUUGUAAGACCUUAGAUGAAUCCUACUUAUAAUUAGUUUUGUAAUUGGAAUAAUCGAAAAUAAAUAGCCUGCCAGCAAA